Molecule: messenger RNA, 555 nt
Organism: Drosophila guanche
Lineage: Eukaryota; Metazoa; Arthropoda; Insecta; Diptera; Drosophilidae
Exons: 2
Coding region: 88-534 (148 amino acids)
Source: RefSeq, a predicted model, not a curated record
UAGUUAAAGAACAAACCCAAAAUUGUUUCAAAAUUGAUCAACACAAAAGACAGUUCUGCCAAAUUCCUUGUGGAAAACAGUAGAAACAUGCACAAGGCCUGGAAAAAACCGCUGCACAAGCGGAAAGUGUGGCAGAAGAUCUCAGUGAUGGGUCGCAUGGUGUACUAUAUGCAGCCAUUGCUGUCUGAUCUGCAGGGUAUCUGGCUGGAGCCGCUGCCCUUUCCCACAUUGCUGAAGCUCGCCUUUAGCUGCCUGCUGUGUUUUGUCAUCCUGCUGCCGCUUCUUUUCCCGAUACUCGUGGUCCUCUUCUACUUUGGCAUCUUCCAGUACGUGGCCGAGCAUCACUCGUGGUUGAGCUUUGAUCAGAACUGGGACCUGCUCGGCGCCAUGUCCAACCUGUGGAGCUUUGAGGUGACCAACAAGAAGUACCAGCUGUACCUGCAUAUGUGCCUCGAUCGCUAUCAGACGAUUAUAAUAGGAGUAUCUACGACACUGGACUACAUGCGCAUGGCCCUGUUUUUUAUCUUCAGUUGAAUGAUGAAACGGAAAAGGAAU